CAGUAUUCAUUUAACUUUGGUAAAAAAAAAUGUGGGUUUUGCAGUUCCCAACUACCCACUCCUUCUCUAACUUCACCAUGGCAUCUACACAGCCGCCGGCUGACAGUAAGCGAAGGUUCGCGCCGGCGCCGGCGCCGACGCCGACGCAAAGAGUUCUGAAGGUUAAGUACGGUCGUCCAACCGACAUCGACAUGUCAGAGGCUAGCCCCAAUAAUACUAGUAGAGGACAGCUGCCUGAAGGUCUUGUGCCGGAGCUUAUGCCAAAACACGUUGGAUUCAUUCUGGAUGGUAACCGGCGGUGGGCCAAGGAGAAAGGGAUGAUGGUGGAGCUUGGUCACCAAUUCGGCAGCAAAAAGGUGAAGCACCUCAUUACUUUGUGUCACAACUGGGGAAUCAAAGUUCUUUCUCUCUUCACCUUCUCCACUGAAAAUUGGCUUCGCCCCAAGGAGGAGGUUGGGUUUUUGAUGAGGCUGUUUAAAGAGGUGAUAGAUACAGAACUUGAGGAGUCCCGGAGGGCUGGUGUACGAAUAUCAUUCAUAGGCGAUAAGUCGAAGCUCCCCACAAGUGUGCAAGAACUAGUGCAGGCAGCGGAGGAAGCCACGAAGGCCAACACAAAUGUUCAUAUUUUGGUAGCAAUGAACUACAGCGGAAGAUCUGAUAUAUUGCAGGCGUGCAAGAGAAUUGCUAGGAAAGUGAAAGAUGGAGCCUUGGAGGUAGAAGACAUAGAGAAUGAAGGGAUGUUUGAUGGAGAAUUGGAAACCAGGUGUGCUGAGUUCCCAAACCCAGAUUUGCUCAUACGGACCAGCGGUGAGCUUAGGAUUAGCAACUUCAUGCUCUGGCAAUUGGCUUAUACGGAGCUCUUCUUCGUGGACAAGAACUUUCCCGACUUUCAAGAAGAUGAUUUCCUUCAGGCUUUGCGUUCAUUUCAGCAGAGACACAGACGUUUUGGUGGACAUAAAUACUAACAUUAUUCAUUAUAUUUUUACUUCAAUUCCUUAUACAUACAUGUCAACAUGGAAUGAAGAAUUCAUACUAUAAAUACAUAAGCUACUCGAUCUAAGAGUUUCUUACAA
Molecule: messenger RNA, 1073 nt
Organism: Ipomoea triloba (trilobed morning glory)
Lineage: Eukaryota; Viridiplantae; Streptophyta; Magnoliopsida; Solanales; Convolvulaceae
Product: dehydrodolichyl diphosphate synthase 2-like
Exons: 3
Coding region: 30-965 (311 amino acids)
Biological process (GO): plastid membrane organization; response to cold; polyprenol biosynthetic process
Cellular component (GO): chloroplast stroma
Source: RefSeq, a predicted model, not a curated record